CUCAAAUACCCCGACAUAACACCCCUCACCGACCUCUACGCCUCCGCCCCCAGCCGCCGCCCCUCCCGGGCCACAAUCAGCAUGUUCGUCUGCGCGCCCCGGGCCCUCGCCGCCCCAACCAGCGCCAGUGGCGGGCUACCGACUUUUCCAGUUGAGAUCCUAGAACGCCAUCCCUUCACCACCCAGACGUUCGUCCCACUAGGCCUCUCCGCCUCCUCAGCCGAUGUCCGCUACCUCGUCAUCGUCGCGCCUUCCCUCCCCCCCAGCUCCGGCGGUCUACUUGCCGCUGACCCCGCGGCCCGGCUACCGGGGAAGAACUUACCGGAUCUGAGUAAGAUGGAAGCGUUCAGCGCGAGGGGGGAUCAGGGGGUUACGUAUGCGCCGGGGACGUGGCAUGCGCCGAUGGUGGUGCUGGGGGAGAUGGUGGGGUUUGUGGUUGCGCAGUUUGUGAAUGCGGUGGGGGAGGAGGAUUGUCAGGAGGUUGUUUGGAAUGGGGAGGGGGGGGAGGGAGCGGUGAUUGGGGUUGCGGUGCCGGGGGUGGGGGGGAGUAGGUUGUGAGGGGAGGGAGGUUGGUUGGAGGUUAGUUGAUGAGGCGGGUGUUGGGCCGGUGAGGUGGUGAACGUGAAUGUUCGCUCUAGGCUCAUGUGUCUAUCACAAUUGGUGUGGGCGCGGCUGCAUUGGAUCCAACAGCCCGCGCCGGGUGAACUAUCAUCGCUGGCCAAAUCAUCAUGUAUAUACAAUACAAUACAACACCUGAUGUAACAACAACCACUCACCGCACCCCCCUUCCCACCAACCCGGACACAAAGCGUUAAAAGGUUAUCCCCAUCCCGUGUCAGCCUGUAGCCUACCGCCCUCCCUAGCGCGUGGGUUGCCUGUCCCAUACCGGUCGUGUAACCCUGGAGGCACGAAUGGGCGCCUUGUCACAUGGUGGGAGGGAGCGGUUGGAUUCCCCGAUUUCGGGUUGUGCGUGUGGUGUGCGUGGGUGUGUGGGAUUUGUCUGUUUUGGGAACGUUUGGAAUGGAUGGGCGGUGGGUGGUGGUGUUGGCCGUCACGGAGAUGGAGAUGGAGAUGGAUGGAGAUGGAGAUGGAGAUGGAGAUGGAGAAUGUGAUUUUCUGGGUGUCUCAGUACCCCUCAUCUUCCGUAGGUAAAAGAAAGCAUGGUGGUUUUAAUUAGAUUUUGUUUUGUCCCGUGUGUCGGAAAUAGCCGCUCUCUGUGCAGGGAGCAAUAUUGUUGUCUUACUGAGAUGGGGAUAUCCGUGAUGUAGGAAACUGUUG
Molecule: messenger RNA, 1278 nt
Organism: Pseudogymnoascus destructans
Lineage: Eukaryota; Fungi; Ascomycota; Leotiomycetes; Thelebolales; Thelebolaceae
Gene: DAL3
Product: Ureidoglycolate lyase
Exons: 1
Coding region: 82-558 (158 amino acids)
Biological process (GO): allantoin catabolic process
Molecular function (GO): ureidoglycolate lyase activity; ureidoglycolate hydrolase activity
Source: RefSeq, a predicted model, not a curated record